AGAAAAGAAGAAGAGGAAAAAGGGGAAAGGAAGAGAAAAAAGAAAAAGAGAGGAAAAAGAAGAAAAAAGGAGUGAUGACAGCACAUAGACAUUUAAAGCAUUACAUUAGUUUUGUGUCCAUUAUUUUAUUUCACCUUUACUCCCUUAAUAGUCUCUUAGAUCUAACCACCUGUGUAUAUCUUAGCCAUUAGGGGGCACCUGCAAACAAUAUAUGAAGAAAAGUCCCCGUUUUCUGCCUCUUUACAAAUCAUUUGUUAAGUCUUUCUUUGCAAUUGAUUGAUUCAUCCCAUUUAAUAUCCCUUCACCUAUACUCUCCACAUUCUUGCUAUGCUAUUCUCUAUUUGUCUACUUUUUAUCUCCCAGAUUCCUCCAAUUUUCUGUCUUGUUGAAGUCAAAAAGAAAAAAAAGAAAAAAAGAAUGUGGGUGGAGACCUCACUGGGUGGAGAUCUCAGAAGGUGACAACUGCUCUAACCUGUCUUCCCUGCAUAGAGUAAUAUUAUUUGCAAAUGAGGAAAUGUUUCUUCCUACGGUUGCUGUUUAGCCAGAGCAUCUCACUCCCACAGUCAGUCUCUUGUUCUCUGUGGGAAUGUUGUCAGUAACUAUGGUAGAGAUUCUAGUCAGGGGAUGGAAGAAUCGAAAUUCACUUGGAAAGACAAAAAGAAAAAUGGUAACUUCACAGCUCCAAGAUCGAAGCCAAAUUUGGGAUGAGUACCAGUUGCCUUUUCAGGCUUCUCCAGCUGUGACAGAAGUUACUGUUUCCAAGGCAGAUUUUCGCCAAGAGAAAAGACAUUUCUCCUACCGUGGACCAAAGACCAUGGAACUGUCAGACAGUGACCGACCAGUGAGUUUUAGCUCCACAUCCUCCUCUGCCUCUUCCAGGGACAGCCACUGUUCCUUUGGCAGCCGGUUGACUUUAGCCUCCAAUGGCCAUUUGAGUUUAUGUAAUAACCAGGAUAAGGAAACAGGAGCCAUAAAGCUUGAGCUGAUGCCGACGAGGAGAUUCUCCAGCAGUGAAGUUCGGAGAAAUCCCCCAGAAGAGAAACAGAACAUGGAAGAAAGUACUGAAAAGUGGCAGGGAGUGCUGAGGACAACCGAAGCAAAAGGAGCAAGUAAUAAUGGCACCCUCUCCCUAGUUGCAGAAUCUACUACAAGUCCUAAACUUCUCUAUGUAGAUAGAGUAGUCCAAGAAAUUCUGGAGACUGAGAGGACCUAUGUACAAGAUUUAAAAAGCAUUGUGAAGGAUUAUCUUGACUGUAUCAAAGACCAAUCCAAGCUUUCUUUGGGGGCUGAAGAAAGAUCCGCCCUUUUUGGAAACAUACAAGAUAUCUACCAUUUCAACAGUGGACUUUUACAAGAUCUGGAAAAUUGUGAAAAUGAUCCCGUGGCCAUAGCAGAAUGUUUUGUAUCUAAGAGUGAAGAUUUUCACAUUUAUACACAAUAUUGCACCAACUAUCCAAGAUCAGUAGCUGUGCUAACAGAAUGCAUGAGGAACAAAAUGGUAGCCAAGUUCUUCAGAGAACGUCAGGAAACUCUUCAUCAUUCGCUGCCCUUAGGAUCAUACCUUUUGAAGCCUGUUCAGCGGAUUCUUAAGUAUCAUCUGCUUUUACAUGAAAUAGAAAACCACCUUGACAAGGAGACUGACGGCUAUGAUGUGGUGCUUGAGGCCAUAGACACAAUGCAGAGAGUGGCCUGGCAUAUUAAUGACAUGAAGAGGAAACAUGAGCAUGCCAUCAGAUUACAGGAGAUACAGAGUUUACUGACUAACUGGAAAGGACCAGACCUAACCAGCUAUGGGGAGCUGGUGUUGGAAGGAACAUUCCGUAUCCAGCGGGCUAAAAAUGAGCGAACAUUAUUCCUUUUUGACAAACUGCUUCUGAUCACAAAGAAAAGAGAAGAAACCUUUACCUACAAAGCUCACAUUCUGUGUGGCAACCUGAUGCUUGUGGAAAUGAUUCCCAAGGAACCACUUAGUUUUAGUGUUUUCCAUUAUAAGAAUCCCAAGCUUCAACACACAGUGCAGGCUAAAUCCCAACAAGAUAAACGACUCUGGAUUCUACACCUGAAGAGACUUAUCCUAGAAAAUCAUGCCGCUAAAAUUCCAGCGAAGGCCAAGCAAGCAAUUCUGGAAAUGGAUGCCAUUCAUCAUCCAGGAUUCUAUUACAGUCCUGAGAAAGAAAUGAAGGCAUUUUCCAAUUCUAAAGAAAGCACUGCUCCCCAUCGCCUGAGAAGAAAAUCUGAGCCAUCCUCAAGAAUACAUAAGGUUUUGAAAUCCAGUGAAACAACACAAGAUAUGCAAAAGAUUUCCAAAGAUGAUGAAGCAUCAUCUUCAUCACUAAUUACAGACCUUCCACGUUCUACAUCAGCUGGAAAUCCUCCAACGCAGCGGACCUCUCAGCAAAAUAACCCAGUCAUUUUGAAUGUCCUGGGAGGUGGUAAUGCUGGUGUGAGAAACAUCUGGACUGACCACCAGAUCAGGCAAGCCCUAUUUCCCAGUAGACGCUCACCUCAAGAGAAUGAGGAAGAUGAAGAUGAUUACCAUAUGUUUUUGCCAUCAUUAUCUUCAUCUGAUUUGCAUUCCACCAGGCUUUGCGAGGAGAAUGGUUCCAGUCGACCCUGUAGUUGGCAUUUGGGACAGAUGCAAUCCAGGGAUCCAGGGACCACUAAUGCUGGUCACAGGAUUGUCAGGCGAGCCAGCAGUGCUGGUGAAAGCAAUACGUGUCUACCAGAAGCACGAAAUAGAGACAGCGAACAUGUUCAACAAGCUUCACGGAGGGAAGUAGAGAGAGGUUCUAGAAUAGAAAGUGAUGGGAAGGCUUACUUUGAUACCGAGUUGCCCCUUUCUGACAUAGACCAUGUCUAUGAUAAUAUAAGUUAUGAAGAUUUAAAACGAAUGGGUUUUAUCAAAAGGGAUGAUCCUGAAUAUAUUCCCCAGAGAUCAAACAUGGAUUCUUUGCAAGGGGUACACCAUCAAAGCAGCCCAAACUUAUUAGCCUCCCCCCAGAAGCAAGAAGGUCAAGAUAAUAUCAUUGUGCCUGAAAAAAGAGAUGGAAACCUAUGCAGUAAAGAUGCUUCCAAAUUAAGCUCACAGGAACUCAAUAUUACUGAGGAAAACAUAUAUGACACUAUACAGCUCCCAGACCCACCACUCCUGGAUUUUAAAUGCAACUACCUAAAAUGUGCAAAGCGAAGCAGCUUUUUAGGACUGGAGACAGACUUUGUUUGUUGUGACAGUUUGCGACCAUUUGUUUCUGAAGAGAGCCUCCAAUUCAGUGAGGAUGAAACACCUUAUCGUCAUGGGCCCUUAGAGAAUGAUUAUUUAAGUUUGCUGUACAGUUCUUCUAACUCUGAUUCCCUGUCUCAUAAAUCUGUAGCCGAUAAACUAUCAGAAGAAGUAGAUGAAAUUUGGAAUGACUUGGAAAACUACAUCAAGAAAAAUGAAGAAAAAACAAGGGACCGUCUCCUUGCUGCAUUUCCCGUUAGUAAAGAUGAUGUCCAAGAAAGGUUACAUGCUGGAAGCACACCUGAACUCAGUAAAGAUGUAGACUAUGCAAUAUCUACUCUCUCCCUGCCAGAAAACCCUGUUUUCCUUAAGCCUGUAAAAAAUAAAGCUAUGAGGUUAAGCAGGACCAACCUCCCUUUUGAAGAAGAUGUGCUUUACAAAGAAAACUCAUUAAUGAAUCUCAAUAGACUUUCUCUGGCCAGUGAAAUGCCUUCUCUAGAAAGCCCUUGUGAAUCCAUUAAUAGCAGUUUGUCCCAUACAGAUCCUGAAAGUACUGAUCUAAGAGGGAACAGUACAGAUAAAACUAAAAGCAAAGUUUUUCUGAUGGCAAGACAAUACAGUCAGAAGAUUAAGAGGGCUAAUCAGCUUUUGAAAGUGAAAGGUCCAGAGGGAGAGCAAACAACCAGUCAGCCACAUAAGUCAAGGCACAAAGAUCUUGCAGCCAUAUUGGAGGAGAAGAAGCAAGGAGGUCCUGCCAUUGGUGCCAGGAUUGCUGAAUAUUCCCAACUCUAUGAUCAAAUUGUAUUCAGAGGCACACCCCUUAAAACAAAGAAGGAAGGCUGGGCUAGUCCUGGAGAAUCACCAAUUCUCAGGUCUUCAUCACCACCACCUCCAUCUCUUUCCCAGUCUCAAUGUGAUGGUGAAUGCUCUCAAGAGGAAGACUGGCUUUUUCAUUCUACAUACAGUAAUGGAGAAUUAGCAGAUUUCCGUUCCUGGUCUCAUGAAGAUAACAAGUCAAGAUAUUCUUCUUCAGAGAUGAAUGCAAAAAGUACUCCAAGGCAGUUGCCAACAGCUUGUUCUGUGCCUUCACUUCAAACAUCUACCCCUUUGCAAGACCCUCUCCAAAGACGUAGCGUUGUGAUAAACCAGCCUAAUAAAGAAAAUCUGCGUCACAUCCAUAUUUAUAAUUCUUUGGGCAGGAAAGGAAUGAGUAAUAAAUUCCAGUCAUAUAGCUGGUCCCAGUCCACUUCUUCAAUUGUGCUAAAUAAAUUGGUGGACUCUAUCAACUACCCAAAUGAAAUUGGGAAAAAGCAGCAGCUUUCUUCACACAGAAGCACAAGGUGUGAUAGUCAACAAGAUUUGUUAGCAGGUACCACUAUCUCAGGUCAACAGAAUACUGAAAAAUGCUCUGAUAUGACUCUUCAAGACUCGCAAAAGGUUCUGGUAGUGAAUAAAAAUUUGCCAUUAAAUGCCCAGAUAGCCACACAGAACUAUUUUUCCAAUUUCAAAGAGGUAGAAGGAGAUGAAGAUGACUAUGUAGAGAUAAAAUCAGAAGAGGAUGAAUCAGACCUAGAAAUAAUUCAGAAUCGCACCCGGAAAUCUGAUCCAAAGACUAGAGAUGUGGAGCUAUCUGAUGAUCACCAUAGCAACAUCACUUCUUAUUCUUUAAGCAGCCCUUGUGCUUCUUCCACAAAACCAGUCAACAGCAAACUUAACCUUUCACCUUACCUAACAUAUGGUGACUCUGACAAACUGAAUGACUACCUAUGGAGUAAUUCCUCACCCAAUCAACAGAAUAUUGUUCAGGCUCUAAGGGAAAAAUUUCAGUGUCUCAGCUCAAGCAGCUUUGCCUAAAGUACUUCAGAGCUUCUGACUGUAUUGUCUUUUUACAAUACAUAUGUACUACAAAUACUAAUGACAUAUUUCAAUGUAGUAUUCACACAGCAAUAUGAAACUGUAGAUGUAUAAGAUAUGGCACAUUAUGUUGAAAAGGUUGAAAUAGACAGGACUGUACUAGUAAUGAAUGAAUAUUAAUUAACAUCUAGUGGUAUAUUUUAUAAGGAUGGUGGAUUUAUCUUAAGUCACUUUUACUUGAACAUCCUUAGCUUAUUCUUCUUAUCCUCCACUUUCACCUCAAAGUUUCAAUUUUUUUAUGGUCAGGCCACUUCUUCCAUAUUUUGACAAUAUUGUCCAGACUCUAAGAAACUUAGCACUUCUGUGCAAGAAUAUGUAUAAUUGGGUGGCAGUUAUUAUUACAGAUAACAGAGCAAGCAUCAUUUAAAAAAUUUAAAGCAUUUUAGGUUAAAAGUCAAGAACAAGGAUAUUAUCAUCUAAAGGAUGUCUGGGUCAAUUUGAUAUCUGCUAUAAGUUUUCAUCACUACUGCAUUUUUCAAUUCUUGACAAAAUCUUCUGUUGGAAAUAGCCUAUUCUAGGGGGUAGUAUAAUGUGUGGUAUACUUUUUGGACCACUUUUUGGUUUCUGCUGGGAGCUCAGACAAGUUGCUAAUUUUGGUAGGCAAAAAUUAUAGGACCGCAAGGAAUUAAAUCGCCAAAACCAAAAUAAUAAAAGAAAAAAGAUCUCUGGAAUUUUUACGUAGGUAGCUUCUUUCACAAUAACCACUUUAAUUAUUUGAAAACAAGGCUUGAAAAUAUGAUUGAUACAUUACCGAUUUUAUGACUUCUAGAAUAUAGUAAUUCCUUCAGAGGCUUGAAGGAAAAUCCAACUCUAUCAAAAGUCAGAUUGUGUUAGGUAUAAAAGAUGACAUGGUAUUAAAAAUAAUUUAUUUUCCAUUAGUAUAAGGUGAAUUAAAAAAAAUCUUUCUUAAACAUGUUAAAGUACAUUUCACACAAAGAAAAUAAGUAUUCUUACCUAAAGCCAAGUCAUUUUUUAACUGCUCCUCUCCCCCCAAAAUUUAUAUUUUCAAAGGGCAUUCUCUACAUGCACCCUCAUGGGUCUGAGACUUGACUGAAAACAUUUAUUGAGAGUUAGAGAUAUGGGAAUGCCAUUUAAUAUUGUUUUAUUUGCAUGUAGUAUGUGAUUGUGUCUAUACACAUACAGCUCUACGUUAAAGAUAUUUACAAAGAGAGAUUUGUUACAAAAUUCUCUUUGCCACUUUUGCCAAUUGGCAUCUUAACCUUGCAUUGCUAUUACUGUAUCUAAAAAGCAGUGUGCCAUAAUACUAUAUAGAGACACCAAAUACACAGGACCUCAUAAGGUCUCUUUUCACAGUUUUUUAUUUAGGAAAUUUUUUAAAUUGGGGGAUGUAGUAGGAAAUUUAUUUAAUUUUUAUUUGAACAGAUCCUACUUAAUCACAAGUCCCAUGAAUAAAAAAUGAAAUCAAAAGAUCUUAUACACAAACAAGAUAAAUUUUCAAAAUGUGGACUACAAAAGCUUGUCUAAAGCAAUUAUAGAUAUUUACUUCCUUCUCCCCCUUACCACCACAUGUUUUUCCAUUUAGAUAGGCAAAUGUAAUUAUGUAUGAUAUUUAGGGACAUCUAUGUUUUUUUCAUUAAAAUGAGUGAAACUGAAACAAAAUAUAAAAUCAAGGUGGCAUCUUGUAAUUCAUUUUCUAUAUUAAAUUUAAUGCCUCAUUUCCUUAAAUGCAAAACAUAAAUUAUCAUUCUCCUUAUUAGUGAUGAAUGGUUAGGACACUUUAUAUAUUUCACUCUUUAAAUCACUCUUUGCUUAAUCUCUAUGCUUUUUCUUCACCCGAAGUGUUAAUGGUGGGAAGAUAUUAAUAUGACACUGAACCCAUUUGGUAAUAUUAAAAAAAUGCAAUAUUCUAAGGUUUCAGAAUCAAGCUGUUUCUGAAAAAAAAAAGUUAUAAAGAUCUGAUGCUUUUGGUCUUCAUAGAAGUCUUAAAAAAUAGCAAGAUCAUUCAGUGUCCUUGGGAAACAGAAAGCUACUUGAAUAUUAAUAUGCCUGGAAUGAAGUUGACUCCAUUUUUUUUUGUGAUUGGCGUGAAUUGAAUUCUUGAGAAGAAUGAGCUGAUCAUUUUUCAUUUUAUAAAAACGAUUCUUCAAAUUGAUGCUGCUUUGCUAAUUGCAUGGUUUUGAUGUCUACUAUUGAAAAUAUAUAAGACACUUCGCAUACACCCUGCAAAUGAGAGCUUUAAAAUAGCUCCCUUUAUUGUAUAAAGUGCAUUUGUAUAUAUCAUUGUAAUUACAUGUUUAGACAAAGCUGUAUUUUAUGUCUUCAAAUGAAUUCUUUUUAUUAGGGUGCAGAUUUUGAGGACUGUGUAUAUACCCCUUUUUGUGAACUUGAUGCUGCAGAUCAUCAGUUCUAUGCUUUAACUUAGUUUUUAAAUAGCCAGGGACAUGUUGUAUUAUUGUGUAAGGUCCCAGGAAACCAAAAGUUUUGUGCAUUUUUGAAAUGUGUCUUCUGUCUUAUUAAAUCCCUGUACUGGAGACUCAGUUUUUAAAAAAUCAAUUUUCACUUAAUAGAAUACUACCUGUGGAAAUUGCCUCUAGUAAAACAAUUUAAAAUAGUGUAUAUAAGAUAACGAACCUUAGCAAUGCCCAUUAUUUAAUAAAGUUUGUAAAGUAUAAAGUAAAUUAUAGUGUGAAUCAAUGUGUAUUAACCAAAAAAUUCAGAUUUCCCUUUUUUAAUUGCCCUUAGUUACAGAAGUCAAUAACCCUCAUAUCUUAUGAAUAUGAUUGAUACAAAAUUUGAUGAGAGUCGGAAAAGUGUGCAAAUUUUCCAGUGGGCUAGUCCAUGUAAUUUUCUAUGUAAUUGCAGUACAUAAAUAUGUUAGAAUUGGUUUUGGAGUGGGGUCCAGUAGGUAGCCAAAUUGGCCUAAAGCCAAUACUAGAUUCUCAUUCCUUCUCCCUAUCCUCCAUGACAAUUAACUUUGAAGUAUUUGCUUAUUGAUUUUUUUCUUAAAUGUGCAAAAAAAUGUCCAGGGCCAAUUAGUGUCAUACUGCUUGCAAUCUUCAUUUUAUCUGAUGCUCAUUGAAAAGAGAAACUGGAUUGUUAAAAUAUUAUAUUAGGAUUGGUGGAAUAUGUCACCUGAAGUCAAUUACAUUCUUGAUUAUAAACUCAUCCAGAUUGUACUUGUAAAAGAGGAGUUGGAGUGGAAGGAAAAACUUUUCUGAAGACUUUUUAAAGGUGGAUUUUAAACUUUACUGUAGGUCCACCAGAGAGAUGUUCCCUUGUGCUAUUUGACCCUAAAGCAAAAACUGAUUUGGAUUGGCUGUAAUAAUAUGUUUAAUUUAAAGAAAUUGGUAACAAGGAGAUUGAUGUCCCUCAUGAAGAAUGUGAAUUAACCAAAGCCUCACAGAGGAAAGGAAAUGUGAAUAACUUUUUAAAAGUUAGUUUGUAAUGAGCCAUGAAUACAGGUGAUAUAACCAGACAUUAAAGUAACAUGUUUAUUUGUAGUAAAAUAAAGGCUAGAAAAUUAUUUGACACAAAGAAUCUGGUCCAGAGAGAUUCUUUCAUUACAAAAAGCAAAAGGUAAUGAAAUUUUGAUGAGAGAGCUCUCCAAUUUACUGCAUUGUGUUAAUGGUCCUAUAACUGAGUUAAGAGCAGCUACACUCAUCUCCACCAACCAGAAAAGUUCAUGACAGAAGUAACUUCCUCAACAUUUCUCUCUCUGUGUGUGUAUUUUGUGUGUGUGUGUACAUUUUAGCUUUGUCAUAUCUUGUCCUAUGGAUGAGACCUAGAGCUUCUUGUUGCACUUUUUUUCAUGACUUAUUUUGUUUAAAAAUAAAGUAUGUACUCUUAAACCUA
Sarcophilus harrisii (Tasmanian devil) is the source of this 8947-nucleotide messenger RNA. It is a transcript of the gene PLEKHG1, whose product is annotated as pleckstrin homology and RhoGEF domain containing G1. NCBI's taxonomy places the organism in Eukaryota, Metazoa, Chordata, Mammalia, Dasyuromorphia, Dasyuridae. Bases 587 to 5074 code for a protein of 1495 amino acids. The record is from RefSeq and is a predicted model, not a curated record. The transcript is spliced from 16 exons. Gene Ontology annotation, molecular function: guanyl-nucleotide exchange factor activity.